Molecule: messenger RNA, 933 nt
Organism: Impatiens glandulifera
Lineage: Eukaryota; Viridiplantae; Streptophyta; Magnoliopsida; Ericales; Balsaminaceae
Exons: 6
Coding region: 1-933 (310 amino acids)
Source: RefSeq, a predicted model, not a curated record
AUGACAUGGGGAUCAGCUGCAAGGGAUCAGGCGGAUGCCUCCAACGACAUCAACCCAGACGCGCACGGAUCGCUCAUCGCCAACGGAGCUCUAAUGGAAUGCCCAUCAUACUGUUUUGUUGAGGAGAAUAAGGUGAUGUCUUCUUAUGGAUUAUACCAUGUUGAGCACAUAGCUCGGAAAAAGAACACUUUUCGAUGGGAACCAGACAUGGAACAGUUUGUCAAUAAACUAUUUCGGAAAAAAAUAAGUGUCAAGAUUAGAAACUUCAUGAAUCGAGCAAAGAAAAAAAUGAAGAAGCCCUCACAUGUGACAAUUGAAGACUGGGAUUUAAUGAAAGUUAAUUUCAUGGGAAAUGAGUACAUGAAUAAGUGUAUAAAGGUGCAGACUCAAAGAUUGAAGUACACCAAAGUAGGUGGAGCAGCAUACUGUGGGGGAUCAAUAAAUGCAAAUGAGCAUCGGAAAAUAUUGGCUAUUCAACUUAAAAGACAGUCCACUGUCUUAGAGGUUUUCCAAAGGACAUUUCAAAAGAAAAUUGGGGUUGGACUGAAAAUUUUUGAGCAAGUGAAACAAACUCAAGAAUCACUGCCAGAAGGAGAACGAAAAAGCGAUUAUGAUCUUUGGAUUGAAGCGACUGGAGGUCCCACAAAUGAAAGAGUGUUUGGACUAGAAGCUUUAGUUGCAGCACAAGAAGUGAAAAUUGUAGCUCAAGAAGAGGAAAUUAAAUCUAACAAGGAAGAGAUUAAAGCUCAAAAGGAACAGAUAACCGCUCAGGACGAAGAGAUUGGGAAUUUAAAGGUAAAACAAGAAAGUCUUACGGAAGACAAUAAAGAGCGUGACCAAAAAAUGAAUACAAUGAGUGAGCAGUUGGCAAUGUUAAUGAGGAUAUAUGAUAACUCAGGUGUAUACAUGUCCGGUGGGUUUUCCCUUACCUAG